GUUUUUCAGCCUUCCCGUCUUGAGAAGAAAGCGCAGGAUUGCAUCAAUAGAGGAGAGUUCUAUGAAGCUCACCAAGUUUAUCGUACUUUGUAUUUUCGGAUGACACAGCAAGAACAUUUUGAGGAUUUGCUCCAGAUUCUUUGCACUGGAUCGCAGAAGUUGGGUGAUGUGAAAGAGUCACUGAGUGCUCUCGAUCUUGCGGAGCUCUAUGCGGAAACACUAUUUAAAGCAAAGUGUGAGCCCUCUGAGAAAAUUUUUGAUCAACUUUAUACGAUGCUUCUACAGCUCUGUGAUCCUAAAUUCCCCGUCCCUAAUGCGGAUUCUCUGAACAAGUUCAUUUCAACAUGUGUGAAAUGGUCUCAAAUCGUUGCAAGCAGGCGUCGUGAGCGGAAACAUGGGCUU
This is a messenger RNA of Ostertagia ostertagi, 402 nucleotides long. Lineage: Eukaryota; Metazoa; Nematoda; Chromadorea; Rhabditida; Trichostrongylidae. The record is from the annotation of a GenBank genome assembly.